Messenger RNA from Purpureocillium lilacinum, 429 nucleotides. RefSeq lists its product as uncharacterized. The record is from RefSeq and is a predicted model, not a curated record. Lineage: Eukaryota; Fungi; Ascomycota; Sordariomycetes; Hypocreales; Ophiocordycipitaceae.
AUGGCCAUCUCGCUGUCCCCCUCCACCUGGAACAGCCUCGGUCUGGGCGUCGCCGCGACGUGGGCGGCGCUGGGCCUCGCAGGCGGCCUGCGACCCGCGGCGGCGGCGGACCUGUUCGGCAUCACCGCGCUCGGCAGCGGGGGCAGGGGCGACGGCAAGUCGGGCGCCGACCGCGACAGCAUGAUUGGCUUCGCGGGCGUGCUCGGCUCGCGCGACAUGACCAUCGCGCUGACGCUGCUGUACCUCGGGCGCGCCGGCCGCAACGCCGACAUGGGCGCCGUCAUCCUCAGCACCAUGACCAUCACCGCCGUCGACAUCUGGCUGGUGUGGCGAAAGAAGAAGGGCUUCAACUCUGAACUGGGGGUCCUCACGGUCGGGUCGCUCAUCUGGGCCGUCAUUGGAUUCGGCCUGCGAGGGCACUUUGACUGA